GCAGCCCCGCUGCCCCGGGGGCGAUGCUCUUGUGCUGCAUGCCCGGCGUGGCUUUCGUGCCCGCCCUGCUCGUCUGCUGGUCCUCGGCCGCCUUCAUCAUCUCCUAUGUGAUCGCCGUGCUGGCGGGCCACGUCGAGCCCUUGGUGCCCUACAUCAGUGACACUGGAACUAAACCUCCUGAGAGCGGUGUCUUUGGUUUUAUGAUUAAUAUUUCAGCACUUCUAGCUUCAAUUACAAUGUACAUCAGAUAUUUAUUAAUAGAGAAGCAAAAUGAAUCAUCACACUUUGUUAGGUCUUCAUGCAAUAUGUUUACAUUAUGUGUGGGAUUGAUGGGCUGCACUGGAAUGGGCAUAGUUGCAACUUUUCAGGAGCUGGCUGUUCCCAGUGUCCAUGACAUAGGAGCUCUGGUGGCCUUUGGCUCGGGUGUUGUGUACAUCACACUUCAGUCUAUAAUCUCCUACAAGUCCUGCCCACGAUGGAACACUUACUUUGUGUGCCACAUAAGGAUGGCCAUUUCUGCCAUAUCAUGCAUUGCUUUCAUUCCCAUGAUUGUGUUUGCUUCAAAAAUUUCCAUGACAAAAAUUGAUUGGACUCCAGGUGAAAAGGAUUAUACUUACCAUUUUAUGAGUGCAAUCUGUGAGUGGACAGUGGCCUUUGGUUUCAUCUUCUUCUUUUUAACAUUCAUUAGAGAUUUUCAGGAAGUGGGACGCAGCGAAAUGAGGAGAAACAUGGAAAGAGGGGAAAGGGAAAGUCAGAGGCAAGUCAGUGAGGCAUCAAGAAGGAGCUGGAGGAAGCAAAAGGAGCAGGGCAUUCCUCUCGGCAGGUGAUUCCUGUGUGAUAAGGAAGAUAUCUGCUGUAAAAUGGCCAAAGUAUGGCAUCCAAAAUGGCAUGGCUCAGCUGAUUGUGUGACAUUAACUGUGGCACACACACAAACCAUAACCUCUUUUCAGAAAGGAAGCCCUUUCAGAGCAAGGUGGGGCUCACAGCUCCUGCAGUGAAGAUUUUGGGUCAGCAGAGCCCCAUUGUGUGUCAUCUGGCACAGCCUGCUCCUGACAGCCUGUCCAUUCAUUACUUAUCACACUGUCCCAGCAAAGGCAUCUGACAAAAGAAUCCAGUGUCAAAUACUUGGGCAAGAUUGAGCAAUCCAGCCCCCAGGAGAGGUGAGAUUAGCAACACAGGGAGCAGCAGCCAGCUGGGGCCAGCCAUGGGUAGCUGUGCUUGGUGCUGCUGCUGGCUGAGGCUCACUGCAAUGCCAGGACAUCCUGUGGAGAGUCACAGCAUGGGAUGGAGCAAAGGGAUGGAUGCCCAGGAGGGACAGGUCCUGGAAAAAACAGCUAGUGCAGGGUGGGCUGCUGUGUGUGACGAUAUGGACACAUAACUGAAAUGGAAAAAACAUCCCUAAGAGCAGAAAGACGAAUUCAGUUAUGCAACACACUCUGUUUAUACGGCACAAGGAAAGUUUGUACUCCCACCUGAUUUCCUGAGGAUUGCCUUACACAACACCAGCACAACAUGGCCCACUUGUGAGCACAAUAUAAAUAAGUCCCAAAGAGAGCUGUCCUAUUGUUCCUGUCCUCCCUGCCAAGGCUUCAGUCACCACAAAAGCAUGGCAUCUCUCCUGAUCCAAGCUGGUCACAUUUUGAAAUGUUUUCUGGUAACUUAGAGCAAGAAGUUCAGGGAAAUGAACAGAAUUUGACUUCCUAGGAAGCUUGGGCAUGUGCCUGGCUGGCUUUGGUUUCUAAAAUGCAAGUUCACCUGGGCAUUUCCUACAGCAGGGCUACAGUCCACACAGCGUUAUGCUUAUAAAACAUUACUGGAACAAAGGAAGCUCUGUUUGCUGCACCUCGGGUUCUACCUGCUAGUCAGACCUCACUGUUGAUGAAUCAGUGUUGUGGUGUUCUGCUGAUGGAAACAUGGCUUGAAUAAAGAAAAUCCAGGUGACCAUCCUAUAGUUGGGCUUAGGGCUGUAACCAGAGGGGUUAAAGGCCCAGUCUCAGGGGAAAGCAUGAAUGGGGUAUUGGGUAACACCUCUUGUGGCAUGGACCACUUGGGGUACAAGAAGGCUUCAGCUAGGGAUGUUUCAGCUCAAAUGCUGUUACACCAUCUCUCCUUUUUACUUGGUUAUUUUUUAUCAAAUCCAUAAGAACCCCACUCUUUGGGAUGCCUUCCUCUCAUCCCUACCCAAAUGUGACUGAAACUAGCCAACAGGUUCUGCAAGUUGAGGGAAACUAAGGACAGAUGUGUAUAAAGUGAUGGUUUUUCCGCAGUAAAUCAAGCUAAACACUUUUCACAAUUGAAAUAUGCAGAAAGCAUCAGAGUUAUCCUGUAAAAUGGGAGAGCUCAAAAGACAGCUUGGUUACAAAUAUGGCAAUAGGCCAGCUCAACAAUGAUUGAAGAGCAAGGAUGCCAGGAGGCUAAAAGAACAGCAACAAAGCCUCACACUACAACAGAAGAGGAAACAAAUACAAAAGCCAAGUAAGAGGCAGGGAGAAGCUACAGGAACAAAAAUACUACUAAUAAACUCCCACCG
Melospiza melodia melodia is the source of this 2530-nucleotide messenger RNA. It is a transcript of the gene DRAM1, whose product is annotated as DNA damage regulated autophagy modulator 1. The coding region runs from base 24 to 827 and encodes 267 amino acids. Gene Ontology annotation, cellular component: lysosome. NCBI's taxonomy places the organism in Eukaryota, Metazoa, Chordata, Aves, Passeriformes, Passerellidae. The record is from RefSeq and is a predicted model, not a curated record. The transcript has 8 exons. Gene Ontology annotation, biological process: regulation of autophagy.